Molecule: messenger RNA, 3486 nt
Organism: Caenorhabditis angaria
Lineage: Eukaryota; Metazoa; Nematoda; Chromadorea; Rhabditida; Rhabditidae
Source: the annotation of a GenBank genome assembly
AUGCACGGUAGACGACGCGCCGUUUUGAUGGGCGAAGAGGGACAACUUCCCAGAGCGGUACGUUUUUUGAAUGUCUUGUCUAAGAUAACUUGUUGCUUAUGGGAACUUGGGGACUAGAAAUCGAACAUGGAAAACCUAGUCCCCAAUUUCAAAAAAAUUUGUUGAUUUUUCAGAUUUCAAAAUUCAUUUUGAAAGUUUCCAUGUAAUAUAAAUUUGUAUGAAAAAAUACUGAAAGUUGUCUGGCGAAUAAGAAUUCUCGAAGGGGGACUAGAAAUCCAAGCGGAUAAAAACUAGUCCCCAUCUUCAGAAAGCCAGGAUGAUUCAUUGAAAUUGCUACGUCACAAGUAAAACCUAGAUAUCCAACUGCAAAAACUGGUCCCCGAAUUUAAGAAAAAUUCGUCAUUCAAAUUUUCUUGUUAUUUUCGAAAUUUUUUGUAGUUGUAAGUAAGUACAAAAAUGAUUUCAUUUGAUGAAAUAACCAAGAAUUUCUAAAGUCGGGACUAUAUUUUCAGUCCCUUCUUCAAUCGAAUUCUCUGACGCUGAAAACCCUCAAAAAAUCGAAAAUAACCUCUGAAAAUCAUCAGCUUCCUCAUAGAUUUUCAUUGUAAAAAUUGUACCCAAAAACCAGAAAAGACGAUAUUUUAGUUGAUCAAAGUCCAUAGGUUUUUUGUCGCCGCGCGCGCUAAUUUCUGACAACUUUACGGCAAAUAUUGACAAAUCCAAACACAUUUUGCAGUAAAUUUGUGUGUGAUAAUGGCAGAAAGUUCAUAUCGAGACCAAGACAAAAAUUGCCUUCUCAAUAAAAGAACAUAAAACAAAAAUUCUUGACAAAGAUCAAAAGAUCUGACCUUGGUUAGCUAGCCAUCGGACAAAAAAAGAAUCAAGACAAAAACAAAAAAAAGUGAUUUUUCAAAAAAAAGUUUCUUCCUCCGCGCGACUCCAAAAAUAGCCAACCAACAUGUUUUUUUAUUUCAGUUGGCACCACACGGUCAUUCAUCACAUCAUCAUCAUCACAAAAUGCGAAGUCAGGCGGGAGGAAAUCAGGAUGCUGAAAACGACGAGUUCGUUGCCAGAACCACUAUUUUGAGCAAAGGACAGGUAGGGAGGUUUUGGGAUUUGUAAACCUAGAAAAUGAGCUGGGAUGUUUUUAAGGGAUGGGACUAGUUUUGAGGCGAAGUUGAACCUAAGUAUGAUAAUUGGCGGAGCCUAAACCCAGACAGUUGGUGAAGCUUAAAGUUUUGAUUGAGCCCGAAUCUAGAUUUUUGGUCAAGCUCAAGUCCAACAAAAUGGCUAAGCCUAACAUUUAAGCUUAGAAUUUCUCAUGUUUUUCCAAAUUCAAUUAACUUUUCAUGGUCAAAACCAUAUAUUUUCUCCAAUUUUCUCUUGUCUUCUUCUUCGAAAAAAACAAGCUUGACCAUUUUUUUUCGCCCAAAUAACACAUUCUUCUUCGCUUCUCUCUUUCUUCUUAUUUUAUAUAUUAUAAUAUUAUUGAUAUUACGUCACAAGCAAAAACUGGUUGCCUUUCUACAAAAAAAAACGCUUGUGUUUUGGCUGCGGCGAAAAAUUCGUAGAAAAUUAAAUGUUUUUUGUGUCUCUGUCCAUCAUUCUUAAACAGUUAUAUAACCAGUUAGGAAGGGCAGUGAAUUUUCAGCCAAGAGAAACAAAAAGAGAGGAAACCUAGAGAGGGACUAGAAAUCUAGUUGGAAUAAAUCUAGUCCCCGAAUUCAAAAAUUCGAAUUCCUGGUAAAUUUGCAAAUAUUCUGACAGUUUCAUCUCAACUAUUUCAAAAUCGGGGACUAAUUUUUUCUAGUCCUCACUUCAAUUUCUUAAAAAGUUGCUGAAAAAAAUUUCAGCAAGUAGAGAAAAAAGGGGAGAAAAGUUUUUCGGCUUGACGUCAUAUAAGGACCCCUUUUCGCCUACGCACACACUGAGCACAUGCAUAUACACAAACAACUUUUGCUGAGCUUGAGCCAAGGGGGAAAUGAGCAGCACAAAAAAUAAUUCAUGUUUACUUAUUUACGGAUAUUUUUUGGCGGGGCAAAAAUACAGAAAUUGUCCGGGAGAACUACACGCUUUACUUUGACAUUUUUCAGCUCAAAAAAUUGCGAAGUGUUUUGGAGGAAAAAGUCGAGAUUCAUGGACGUGGCAAUUUUCCAACAAUUUCGGCCAGACUUGUUGAUUUGAUUGUGUGUUUGAGACAAAACUUGAGGUAAGACAUUUUUUAUAAUUUUUUACUCUAGAAAUUCACCUCGAAAAGAAACUUUUCUUAAAUCUUUAAAUAUUUUCAGAGACAUCCAAAACCCUCCAAAAAAUGUGAAAUUGAAUGGAGGAGCUGCCUCUUAUGUCGCAUCAUCCGAAGAUUUUUCCUAUGCGGAUCUCGAUUUGAUUUUCCCAAUGGAAGUUGGCCAAGAAAACAGUUCAACUUGUUUUGAUAAAGUUCGCGACGCAGUUUUCACAACAAUCCGUGAAUUAAUGCCAGAAAAUAUUGGAAAAGAGAAGUUCCCAGUCGACACUUUGAAAGAUGUUUAUAUUCGAAAAAUGAUCAAAGUUUCGAAUGACGAUGAUACUUGGUCACUUUUCUCGUUGAAUAAUGAUUAUGGUCGAUGUAUUGAAUUGAAAUUCGUGAAUCGAAUGAGAAGACAAUUCGAAUUUUCUGUUGAUUCAUUCCAAAUUUGUCUUGAUCCACUUCUUGAUGAUUUUGAUAGUCCAGAACAUCGAAAAGUCACCAUCGAAUCAAUGUUUGGUGAUGUUCAUCAAGCUAUGAAUCAUCUUCAUGAACGACUUAUUGAUACAACAAAACCAGAAGAAAUUCGUGGUGGUGGACUUCUCAAAUAUUGUCAUUUGAUAAUUCGAGGAUAUAAAGCAGCGAGACCAGGAAUUUGUCGGAAACUCGAAAGAUAUAUGUGCUCCAGAUUCUUCAUUGAUUUCCCAGAUAUUAUGGCACAGGAAGCUAAGCUCCGAAAUUAUUUGGAGAGUCAUUUUGGAACAAGUUCUUCAUCGAAUUUUGCAAGUGAUUGGAGUGGAGAUGAUACAGAUUCAGAGACUUCCACUUCUCAAGCAACAACAUCUUCAUUGUUGGCAAAUGGUCAAGCCAAAUAUGAUUUCUUGAUGUUAUUGCAUCGUGUUAUUAAUGAGAGUACUGUUUGUUUGAUGCAACAUGAAUUGCAAAUGACAUUGAAUAUGAUUGAUAGAUUGGCCUUCCAGGUGAGCAAUUUUUGAAAUUUGAAAUAUUCGAAAUAUUUUUGACGCAAAAAAUCUUUCGCUUUUUUCUUAAAAAUGCAUCAAACUUAGUUAUGUUUGGUCUCAAAAUGCUCCAGAUUUUAUAAAACAUCUGAAACAAUCAUCCAUAUCCAAAGGAAUCCCAUAAUUUUACAGGUCUCUGUCCAAUGCUAUGCUCCUCAAUCAUUCAACGGUGCCCAAACUCCACCACGCACCACACUUUUCUAUCUUCCAGCCGAUGCCACUUCCUGGAUUCCUGUUAUCUGA